UUUAUCAUCAGUUUAUCUCCACAUUCAUCUGAAAUUUGCAGUAUGCCACUGAAUUUAACGCGAUGUAAAUGUACCGUCAUUCCUUAUCGUUACGUAACAGCGUUCCUACUCGGCACCGCCACCAUUGUUUACUUCCUCAUGUUUGUCAGCUUCAUGAGAGCUUUUAGACACCUGCAUCCAAAGCACCCGUACUACAACAGCAGUUAUAGUAUUAACUGCAGAUUCGACAGAAAUGUAAGCAGAAUAGAGCACGUGAAUGAAAAUUUUUACCACUGGCCCUCCACGCGCACGAGGGAGCUCUCAAGGGCAUACGUAUGGGGUUACUUGAUAAUACCCCUUCUCAGCGGAUUGGUCUCCGACAGAAAAGGAGGAAAAUAUUUUGUCUCGAUUCCGAUAUUAGUUAUAAGUGUGAUAGAAGUGAUAGCACCCCCCAUGCUAAGUGGCAGCGAUUCAGACUUCUACAUAUUAUUCACGUGGUAUUUUCUUAUUGGUGCGGGUGCUGCGAUGGUUGCUUGCGGCAUUAACUCGAUUCUAGCACAUUGGACACCAGUCGAAGAGAGAGGAAGAUUGGGUUCUUUGGCUUAUUGUGGAACACAGUUCGCUGUUACGUUCCACAGCGAAAUUACCGACAACUUCAUCCUGGCAACGAACUUGUGGAACACACCUUUUUACAUAUAUAGUGCUUUGGGGUUAAUCUGGUUUGUCUUCUUUAUGUUCUACGGGUCUUCCUACUACUCCAGUAAGAGCCACAGGAUGCAUCAGAAAGAACUGCAGUAUCUCCAGGAAAAACUGCAACACGUAACAAAUUUUGACAGAAAACGAGUACCCUGGUUGAAAAUAGUGACGUCGAUUCCUUUAUGGGCACUAAUCAUCGUUAAUAUGGGACACGUAUGGAUCUGGAACGUGAUGAUCUCAAACCUUCCUUUCUACUUAAGAUACGUGCUGUUCUUCAGCAACGAAAAAUCCAUGGGCUAUACUUGUCUCGCUUAUAUGUCUCUGUCUUGUUCUACGUUGAUAUGUGGAUUUUUCGCAGAUUUUGUGAUAAAUCGAAAAUACAUACAUACCAGGACUUUGCGCAAGGUCUACACUACUUUCGGUGCCAUGGGACCGGCAGUUUUUCUUCUAACGGCUGCCUAUACUGGCUGCCAUAGGACAGAGGCGAUUUUUAUGUUUGCUAUAGGGAUGUCCUUCAUGGGUUUCUACUUCAGUGGUACCAGAAUCAACACGUUGGAGCUUGCACCAAAUUUCAGUGGAACCGUUAUUGGUUUGAUGACUAUGUUUGAGUGUAUACCUAUUUUACUGUUGCCGAAAAUGGAACACAUUGUUGCACCCACUAACGUGAUAGAGGAGAAAAAAAUGCUGUUCUGGAUACAUUUGGCUGUGCUUGCUGCCACAAAUAUCGUGUUUACGAUAUUUGGGUCUGCGGAUGUUCAGUCGUGGGAUUCUGAGGAGGGUGAGGAAGAACUAGAAAUGGAAAGUACAACAGCGUUACCACGACAUCCCUAGUAGCACGCCCAAUAGACACUUCUGUACAUUUCUUCUCUUAUCUUAUUCUGUUAUCUACUGUAUCUGUUGGUUAAUAGUUACUAGCAAAUUUCUAUGAAACUAAGAAAAGUAAAAA
This is a messenger RNA of Zophobas morio, 1621 nucleotides long. Its product is annotated as sialin-like. Lineage: Eukaryota; Metazoa; Arthropoda; Insecta; Coleoptera; Tenebrionidae. Gene Ontology annotation, cellular component: plasma membrane. Gene Ontology annotation, biological process: monoatomic anion transport; transmembrane transport. The record is from RefSeq and is a predicted model, not a curated record. The transcript has 4 exons. The coding region runs from base 43 to 1506 and encodes 487 amino acids. Gene Ontology annotation, molecular function: transmembrane transporter activity.